GUUUUCACUUUUCCUGACUCACAGCACAAGGAAUUCUGGAGAAGCCUUCUGCUGCUUGAGCUCUGCUGCCAGACACAAUCAAUCCUUCAGCUGUUCUGCUCCUGGAGUGUCACCAUGGUGCAGUCAUGUGGCCUGCUCACUGGGAAAAACAAUCCAGUGGCACUCAAGAGCAUUGCUGUGACCCUGUCCACAAAUGACUUCGUGGCUGGGGUCUCUGCAACCUUAAACUAUGAGAAUGAGGAGAAAGUUCCCUUGGAGGCCUUCUUUGUGUUCCCCAUGGAUGAGGACUCUGCUGUCUACAGCUUUGAGGCCUUGGUGGAUGGGAAGAAAAUUGUAGCAGAAUUACAGGACAAGAACAAGGCCCAUUGCAUGUAUGAGGAUGCCCUCUCCCAGGGAUACAGGGCCUACCUAUUAGAAGAGGACAAGUGUUCCAGGGAUGUCUUCCGUUGCAAUGUGGGGAACCUCGACACAGGGUCAAAGGUGGCACUCACCCUGAAGUAUGUUCAAGAGCUGCCUCUGGAAGCAGAUGGAGCCCUGCGCUAUGUGCUCCCAGCAAUCCUAAAUCCGAGAUACCGUCUCUCUGAUCGAUGUGUGGACACUUGCCUGGAUAUGAAGACCCCCAUAGUCCCUUUGGAGGACCUGCCUUACACACUCAGUAUGGUGGCCACCAUCAGCUCUCAUCAUGGCAUUGAGAGGGUCCAAUCCAACUGUUCCUUGAGUUCCACUGAGUACUUUGGAGAUGACAGGACGUCUGCUCAGGUUUCCUUGGCUGAUGGACACAAGUUUGAUCGGGAUGUGGAGCUCCUGAUUUACUAUAGUAAAGUGCACAGCCCCAGUGUAUCUGUGGAGAUGGGAAUGCCUGAAAUGGAACCAGAUAGUUUAAUGGGAGCUCCUUCUGCGAUGGUGAGUUUCUAUCCAAAUAUACCAGAUACGGAAAUCUUAACCUGUGGAGAGUUUGUAUUUCUCAUGGACUGUUCAAACAGCAUGAAGAACCCUAUGAAUAACCAGGACAGGUCGCAGCUGCGCAUAGAUGCUGCCAAGGAAACACUGAUCCUUCUGCUGAAGAGUUUGCCUUUAGGCUGUUAUUUCAACAUCUAUACAUUUGGAUCCUCCUAUGAGACAUUCUUUCCGGACAGUGUGAAGUACACUCAGGAAAGCUUGGAGGUAGCUGUGGAGAGAGUGAAGCUUAUGUUGGCAGAUCAUGGGGGAACUGAAAUCUUAACCCCAUUACGGAGCAUUUACAAGAAACGCCCCAUCCCAGGCCAUCCCCUACAGCUCUUUGUCUUCACAGAUGGAGAAAUAUUUGAGACUUUUACUGUGAUUAAAGAAGUUAAGUUCAACAGCAAAAAACACAGAUGUUUCUCAUUUGGCAUUGGGCAAGGUGUCUCCACCAGCUUAAUAAAAAGCAUUGCCCGGGUAUCAGGGGGAACUUCAGAGUUCAUCACAGGCAAAGACCGACUGCAGACCAAGGCCCUCAAGUCCCUGAAGCGUUCUUUACAGUCUGUAGUGGAAGAUGUUUCACUGAGCUGGGAUUUGCCUCCUGAGCUAUCUGUUAACCGGAUUUCCCCCAAACAGACUGUUCUGUUUAGUGGUCAGAGGUUAAUCAUCUAUGUCCAACUGAUGGGAACAAUGCCAUCCACAGAGACUUCAGGAGUAGUGUGCCUCAAAUAUACCUUCCAUGGCAAGAAUUUUGAGGAAAAGGUGACCUUUUCUCUACAACCCAAGCCUGAUGCCAACUUCACUAUUCAUCGUCUUGCUGCAAAAUGCUUGAUCCAGACUAAAGAUUUUGGCUUCAAAGAGACACCAGCAGUAAAUGUACAUGAGGUGAAGACUAUCAGCAUCGAGUCUGGAGUCAUGAGUUCCUUUACUGCCUUCAUUGCCAUAAACCAGGACCUGAACAAGCCAGUGCAGGGGCCCCUGCUUCACAGGGAUAUCCCAAGGCUAACACUCUUAGGUGGUUCCCCUACAGCGACAAAUGUCUCUUAUGGUUUUCCUAAUGCUGCAGCCAGCCCCACUCCUUCUGCAGUUAAGACUCCAAGUAGUGCACCUGUACAUUUCUGUGCAGUCAUGACAAAGAAGCCAAAUUACAAACCCCAAGAGCCUCAUUGCAACCAAAGGAUGAAAUACUCAUCUCACAAAGAAUCUUCCUCUGACAUGACAAAGAGAAGGACUUCAACCAACACAACCAAGAUGCAAAGUCACCGUAAAGGUUUUAAGGAGCGUGAUAUUUUACAGCUGGUAAACCUCCAAAAUGCAAAUGGUUCCUGGGAUAUGAAUGAAGAUUUAUCCACGGUCCUAGGUAUUCGUUUCGAAGACAUGCAGGCUUCACACCCUACUGAGGUAGUGGAACCCUCGGUUUGGGCUACAAUACUGACAGUGCUCUGGCUGUAUGCAAAUGGCAGGGACUUCUACUGGGUGUGGGACCUUCUGGAAAGGAAGGCAGUGGCUUGGCUCCAACACCAUCCAGCCUCCACCUUGCUUGAGCUUGCACGAAUGGGUAAUAAAUUCUUGAAGACAUCUGUGAAUCCUGCUGUCUUUACCAUGUAAGGAUGAUGCCCAGGAAAAGAAAGGUCUUUCCUGCCUAUGGCCAACUACUUCCCUUCUGCUGAAGUGUAUUGUCCUGAGUACUCUAUCCUGUUUCAUACCAUAAAAGUAAAGGAUGACCAUACUGCUUUAGUCACCUGUUUUAGGUUCCAUUAGAUAAAUUUUCAGUCCCUGUGUUUCCCCUAUAACAAAUGCUGUUGGUCACAGAAACUGUUUCCUCUCUGGGAGGGAUAUUCAUCAUCCAUAUAUAGCAUAGUCUCCCAGAUUUUCCACAGUAAUGACAUUAAAAACACAUUAUACUCCAGAAUAAGGACUACAACAUUGCUGGUAGAGAAUGCAUGAAUUCAAGGACUGCAUUUAUUAACCUUUCUAUUCACUUUGAAUUUUAUAUACUUACCAGGCUCAUACUAAAAAGCUUUAAGCCUUUCCAUUCUUAGAGGAAGUUGGAGAUAAAUUGAAUGCCAACUCUGAGGUCAGUGUAACCCCAAAUUCACAAAGGACUCCAGGUUUCCAUUUUGCACAUUGGUGAUAUUGGGGACCUUCAUAAUGCAUUUUGCUUGGCCAUUGCCAAUAAUGCUUUCCAUACCUUUCUUUCCACUGUGUAAGUGACUUGGGUUGAGUUUUAUUUGUAAAAUAGAUGUCUUUAAUCACCCUUCAAGAGGGUUAUAGUAAUAUCCUAAAACCUAGCCUUUAUCCAAAAACCUAGCCUUUACUCAUGAAGCUUUUAAAGUGUAGCUGUGACCUGGUUCACUCAGAAUUCAUGCUAGUUGUGCUGAGACCUGAACCUGGAUUUCCUAGCACAUGAAGAAUGGGGCUCCCCAUGAUCAUUCUGACACUCAUUUUUCACAUAGCUUAUCCAAGUAAAUGACUCAAAUGGAUGUACUAUUCCCCAAUCAUUGUUUUAUCAAUAAUAAAGUGUCUGUUUCCAAUA
Nannospalax galili (Upper Galilee mountains blind mole rat) is the source of this 3475-nucleotide messenger RNA. Its product is annotated as von Willebrand factor A domain-containing protein 5A. The record is from RefSeq and is a predicted model, not a curated record. Bases 115 to 2547 code for a protein of 810 amino acids. NCBI's taxonomy places the organism in Eukaryota, Metazoa, Chordata, Mammalia, Rodentia, Spalacidae. The transcript has 20 exons.